UAUCACCCUCUCUCUCUGUCUCUGUCCUUCCCUCUCUGUCUCUUUGCUGGAGAUUCCGAUCGCUAUGUGUCCCUCCGAGAGGUAUCCGCUUUCGGCGGCCGCCGGAAAACCAGAUCUGAGGGACGCGUUCGUGGUGCUGGACGCGGACGGGGACGGGCGGAUCGGGCCCGAGGAUCUCAGGGCGGCGGGGUUUGUGGACGAGGAGGAGAUAGGGACGAUGAUAUCGGUGGCGGACGCGAACAAGAACGGGUUCGUGGAGCUGGAGGAGUUCGAGAAGGUGCUGGGGCCGGCCAGGGCCGGCAAGGCGGCGGGGCGGCGGGUGAUGGAUGAGGCUUUCCGGGUGAUGGAUCGGGACGGGGACGGGGUGGUGGGGUUCUCGGACCUCAGGGAGUACAUGAGCUGGGCUGGGGUGCCGGCGAGCGACAAGGAGAUCAGGGCGAUGCUGCGAAUGGGCGGCGGGGACGGGACGAAGGGCGUCUCCUGCGACGACCUCGUGAGGAUCCUCACCGUGGGUCUGGACAGGGGACCUUUCGGGUUGGGAGGCGCGUUUUAAAUCUUUUGAUUGUUCAGCUCUCUCGCUCUCUCUCCCAAAGAGAAUAACCCCGUAUUAUCGUUUCUCACCAGUGAAAUCUCUCUCUCUCUGUCUCUCUCUCUCUCUCUCUCUGUAGAAAGCAGACAGCUGAACUCAUGUUACCAUUUUUCAUUAUGGUGCAAUCUUUCCCUCUCGUCGUCUGAGGGAUAAAAAGAAGAUACCAAUUUGCCAACGUUAUUCAGUA
Messenger RNA from Nymphaea colorata (pocket water lily), 776 nucleotides. Its product is annotated as calcium-binding protein CP1-like. The record is from RefSeq and is a predicted model, not a curated record. NCBI's taxonomy places the organism in Eukaryota, Viridiplantae, Streptophyta, Magnoliopsida, Nymphaeales, Nymphaeaceae. The transcript has a single exon. Gene Ontology annotation, molecular function: calcium ion binding. The coding region runs from base 65 to 553 and encodes 162 amino acids.